Etheostoma spectabile (orangethroat darter) is the source of this 11490-nucleotide messenger RNA. RefSeq names its product disks large-associated protein 1. Gene Ontology annotation, cellular component: glutamatergic synapse; postsynaptic specialization. NCBI's taxonomy places the organism in Eukaryota, Metazoa, Chordata, Actinopteri, Perciformes, Percidae. The transcript has 16 exons. Gene Ontology annotation, molecular function: molecular adaptor activity. The record is from RefSeq and is a predicted model, not a curated record. The coding region runs from base 372 to 3674 and encodes 1100 amino acids. Gene Ontology annotation, biological process: signaling.
ACAGACACACUUAUACACGCACGCACGCGCGCGCACAGACGCACACACACGCGCGCAUUCCACCAGUGACUCUCUGUUGUGUUCGCCUUGCUUCCAGAAACGGACGUGCUUUUGGAUUUAGCCGCCGGUGCUCCGUUCAGCGAUGGUGUGAAGACCUGACACAGUAAAGAUUACUGGAGUUAAUGUGAGACCAGUAAUACAGAGAUGUCAAUCCCUUCCAGUUAGCGACAACUCUACAAUGAUGGGGAUAUAAAGGAGAGUCUGCAGCUCUCCUCUCAGGGAUAGUCUUCUGCAGCUAUCUCUGGUCACAGGCCUGCCUGGCAUCACUCAUCCAUACCAUUCCUCUUUCCAUCCACCCAUCCUUCCCCGUCAUGAAAGGCCUGUCCAGUAGUCGGAGUCACCAUCACGUGGUCUCCUAUGAACCAUCAUAUGAUCUACUGGGUCACCAUGUGGACCGCAAGCCAUAUUUAAUCAGUCAGAAUGACAUGCCCGUGCCCAUUCCCAUGCCGCAUCCAGCUGAGCUGUCCUACUACAAUUCUCAGCGUACCCCGUACCCCUCCGACAGCAACAGCAUCGUCCCAUACGGAACCUUCCCAAGGAGGUGCCACUCCACCUCCUCAUCUCACCAUCCUGAGGUAAAGGAUGAGUGUAUGGCCAUGGUACCAUAUGUAGGAGGAGGAAGGGGAGGAGGAGGAGGUGGAGGAGGCUAUGGAGGUAAAACUCCAACCCGGGUACCAGCAAACUUUGCGGACCCGUUUGAGCGUCAGCCGUCAUUUCCCAGAGAUGGCUACCAUACACUACAGUACAAACGAGGAGUGCUGGCCCACAGUGGGGGGAUGGGGGCCAACAACAACAACAAUGACAGCCCAGGGAGAAUUCGGCACCUGGUCCACUCAGUCCAGAAACUCUUCACCAAGUCACAUUCACUGGAGGGGCCGCAUCACACACAGCCUUCAAAGGGGGCCAAUAAUGGGAGCGUUAAUGGUGGUGGUGGUGGCGGAGGAGGUGGUGGUGGUGGUUCACGGGCCAGCCCAGAGGGUGAAACUCCACCAGUGGGAGUGCGCCAACGGAAGCGCAGCAAGAGCCGUGAGCGCUGUCGAUCAGCGGAGCCCAAGCAUCGAAGCCACCACCACCACCAGCUCCACGGCUCAGCGUCUGCUCCAGGCUCCGGAUAUUGGAGCUCAGAUGACAACCUGGAACGGGAGCUGUGUCUCUACCACCCUCACCACCACCAACCUCCACCCUCACCUUCACCCUCCAUUUCCCCCUCGCCCAUCGCCAUGACAAUGGGCCGGUAUCCUGGCAACACCCACGACAAGUUUCCCCAGACUCCCCUCCCUAGUCUCUCCUCCUCGCAGUCCCAGCAGUACUUCAUGAUGGACCCUUACAGCACACUCAACGAGCACACACACACCCACGCACACCAUGGCCACACACACCACCAUUCUGCACUCAAAGCCUCCCGGAGCAACAACGAUGUGAAGUAUGCAGCGUCGUCGGCAUGUGUGCCAGUUAGUGGUAGCAGCAAUAACAGCGGUGGCGGUCUCGUUGGAGGAAGUGGCCCCUUGCUGCCACUGGGUCUUGUGGACGGGCCCCUUGUGAAGAAAGGGGCAUGGUCAUCAAGCCUAACGGUGAGCAGGGCCCGAGAGGUCUACACCAACAACAGCAGCCACAACCACCUACGAGCCAGCGCAGGAUCCGGUAACCUAAACCUAGAUAGAGCUCUAUUCAAAUCUAAGGGCAGUCAGCAGCAGGAGCGCUCUUGCCAUUUCUUACAGGUACCCCAGGAUGAGUGGAGCGGCUUCUCUCCACUGGGGAAGGAGGACGACAUCCCCUGUCGGAGGAUGAGGAGCGGCAGCUAUGUCAAAGCCAUGGCUGAAGACGACAGCGGAGACUCAGAUGGGAGUCCCAAACCCUCCCCCAAAGUCCAGGCACGCCGAGCCAGCUACCUGAAAGCCACACAGCCGUCACUGACUGAGAUGACCACUCUACAGAUUUCGACGGAGCACUCCCCUAAACUGCAGAUCAGGAGCCACAGUUACCUGCGUGCGGUGAGUGAGGUUUCAAUCAAUAGAAGUGUGGAUACCCUGGACCCCAAAACCCUCCUCGACCCCAAAUCGCUGCUGUCCUCACCCCAAUACCGCUCACGCAAUGAAAGCUACAUGAGGGCCAUGAGCACCAUCAGUCAGCUGAGCGAGGUGGAGUUGAACGGGCAGAUUGAGCAGGUGUGUGAGCAGGUGUACAGUGCACUGCAGGCCCAGGCCAUGGAGGCUGCCAUGGACAGCAUGGAGACCAUGGACACCCUGCCUAUGCCGGGGUGCUUCCGGAUGCGGAGCCACAGCUAUGUACGAGCCAUUGAUCAGGGCUGUUCAGGGGAGGAGGAGGGAGAAGGAGGGAGACCGCUGCUCAUCCUGCCUUCCUCCCCACCGCGGACAUCUGCCACCACUGUCAGGACCAUCCAGAGCAGCACAGUUUCAUCUUGCAUCACCACCUAUAAGAAAACCCCUCCACCAGUGCCGCCCCGGACUUCAACCUGCUCCACAGCCUCCAAGCCCUACAUCUCCAUCACAGCCCAGAGCAGCACCGAGUCUGCACAGGAUGCAUACAUGGAAGAAGAGGGACCCAGAGGUGACAUGACCAUCCAAUCAGGGCUCAGUAACUCAACAGAAAGCAUUGACAGCAUGAAGGCCCUGACAGCUGCAAUAGAAGCUGCAAAUGCGCAGGUUCAUGGACCAGCCAGUCAGCAUGUCAGUAACAGCACCAUGACAGUCAGCACCCCCACCCCCUCAAUCCUGAGCAGGGGGCCGGUUGUUGAAAACCACCGGGAUGUAUACAGGAAAGAAGCACUCAGGAAGGGCAAAUGUCUUUCCAUAGGCAUCCAGGUGGAUGGACCAGAAGAGGUUCCAGAUCCGGAGGACCCAUCCAAGUUCACCUCAGUAGGGGUGCAAGUAGAGGAUGACAGAGGGUAUCGUCGGUUCCAGCGCUCCAACAGUGUGACAGCAGCUGUACAGGCAGAUUUGGACAUGCCAGACCUGCUGGAUACCCCUUUAGACUCCCCGGACACUGACAUGGAAGUCCUGUCAUCUGGUGCCAUCUCUCGACAAUACUCCCGCGAUGCUGCCACCUCUACGGUCAGCAUCCAAGGCUCAGGGAACCACUACCACGCCUGUGCCUCCGAUGACUUUGACGAUGUGGGCUUUGACCCGUCCAUCCUCCCCCCUCCAGACCCCUGGAUAGACAGUGUAACAGAUGACUCACUUGAUGUCAACUUCAACAGCUCUGCUAUUCUGGAGGCGGUGCAGCGGUCGGUGUGUCACAGAGAUGGACGCUGGUUCCUGAAGCUGCUGCAGGCCGAGACGGACCGCAUGGAGGGCUGGUGUCAACAGAUGGAGCUCGACCAACGGGACAAUGACCUGCCUGAAGAUAUCCUCGGCAAGAUAAGGAGUGCUAUAGGAAGCGCUCAGCUUCUGAUGUCCCAGAAGUUUCAACAGUUCAGGGAGCUGUGUGAGGAGAAUCUGAACCCCAACGCCCACCCUCGUCCUGUGGCCUCAGACCUGGCAGGUUUUUGGGAUAUGCUUCAGCUGUCCAUUGAGAACAUAAGCCUCAAGUUUGAUGAGCUUCACCAGCUCAGAGCCAACAACUGGAGACCCCUGGAUCCCCCUGAGAGAAAGUGAAGGCGCUUGCAAACAGCCACGCAUCAAUCAGCAUAACUGCAAUGCCAACAACACCACAGGGCCUUGACACCUCUGGGCCUCCGUAGAUCCAUCAUAUCUGUCUUUCCAUCCAUCUAUCCAUGCUUCCUUCUGCUCCUCCUUCCUUCCCUCUGCCGCCUGCAACCGCCUGCGUGGCUUUUUGUUGUUUGUGUUAUAGCUGCCAGUGUGAAGAUAGAUGGAGCGCGGCGAGUGUGGCUAAUAUUUCUUCUCCACAAAUACACCUUACAGCACACUGUUAGAUACAGUUCUAAAGACACGCAUAAACUCCAGCCCUAAGACACUAAAAACAAAAAAGGGAAUUAGGAGGCAAAUAAAAACAAAUAAAACACCAGUAAAAAGAGAAAUAUGCUAACAAGAAACAAAUGAAACAUUAAAUAUGACAAGAGAUUUCAACCAAGAUUGAUCGCAACUAGAUAGGAAAAGUCUAACUUAUUAACCCAAUUUAGCAUAUUCAUAUGUUUGGGAAGUCUUUAUCUUUCCCUAUUGGGAAGAUGAAAAUGGCUACUGCCUUUUGUUAGGAUGCAGUCCAGCCCAGUCCUGCUAAUGUGUGCUGUUCUGGAUUAUGGAAAGUCAGCAUUAGUCUUCAGUCCAUUUUAAAGUGAGCUCAGACGCAUGUGGACAAAAGCUCAGCUCAGUGCAGAAUAUGAUUUCAAAACCAGCAAUAAAUAAGGCAAUACAAUAAAUACAGAAUUUUGACAGGGUGCAAAGGUAGGGAAGCUGAAUCAGAGCAACUACUGUAAUCCAGUCGCUUGUCUCUCAAGAAGAACUUGGCUUAGUACAAUGUUGUCUUAACUGGUAGAAAUGAUGGACAAAACUAAAAAAAAAAGAAUACUGAAUAUAGUAAUCUAUAGUAAAUUUAUUGAGCUCUUUUCAAAAAACACGUUACAAAGUGCUUCACAAAACAGCAAGUAUAAAACAUAAUGUAACUGAAUUGUCCUUAAGGGCAUUUGUGGUGUCUGUAGAAAGAGAGGGCAUUAUGUCGUCUCCAUAGUGAAACUGGUGCCAUGAUUUAUGAUGAAAAAAAAAAAAUGGCACAGAAACAGACCUUGCCAGAGGAUACUCUUGCAAGCACUUAAUUAUAUACUUAUAUAUUAUAAUGUUACAAUACUGUACUACCUAUUUUGCAUGCCUAUGAAAGCCUCAGACUAUGUAUGGUUGUCACAUACAGUACACACAUUUGACAAUAAUGCACAGUAGGUAUGAUCUUAGCCGUCCCCAAGCAGAUUUGCUGUUUAGUCAAGUUUGUUGUACAGUAAAGAAAAAAGGUUUUUUAAUAGAGAAAUGGAACAAAUGUGUGAAUCAACACAUGUAGGGAAUAAGUAUAGAGCUGCAGUAUUACAGAAAUGGCGUGUAAUGCACUAAAAAAUGUGAAAGAUGAUGAAAAAAGAAUUAGACACAAUGUAUUUUUUCUGACCUCUUAUGUACUUACACUUUUACACGUAUGUAAAGUGCAAAGACAUAGGUUCAUUAAACCAAAAUCCCCUAAACAAGCAUUACAGAUAGCACUUACAAUGGGCAAAAAAAAGGCACACUCACACACAAAUACAUGUGUCUUUUUCCUGAAAUGUUCUCCCCUCCUCCCUUACCGUCCUCUCCCACCAGGAGAGGCGGCUCCCACCUCCAGUGCCAAAAAAGCCUCCCAAGGGCCCCCACCACCACCCCCCUCUUGCCAGAGACCGCUCCCUGGAGAGCUCAGAGAAACAGCGGCAGGAGGCCAGGAAGCGCCUGUUGGCCGCCAAGAGAGCUGCAUCCGUACGUCAGAACUCAGCUACGGAGAGCGCUGACAGCAUCGAGAUUUACAUCCCCGAGGCUCAGACAAGGCUAUGAAGACACUACCAGGGACACAUACACAGGGUUGACAUGCAGUACACACAUACCACACACAACACAAACACAAAAAUGAAUGGUUGUCCACACCAAGGUACAGGGGUGUAACCUAAUAUGAAUACUUUAUUUAGAUUUCCCCAGAUCAUGCGCUGUGAACAGAUAUGGAAAACAAUUUCCUACAUCAUACACAACUUGCUACAGUUAGCACAAUUCAAUCUUUACCGUGGUGUUUUUAAUUCUGAUAUAAAAAAAAGGCACUCCUCAUAUUUUAUUUUAUGUUUCUUUGUCAAUAGUUUUCUAAUUUUUCAUCAUAGACCAUAGAUUAUUAAACCAACUUUAAAAUUCAUCUGAGCCUAACUGCCAUUUUAAAAACACCGUCCAUUUAAAAAAAAAAUCAGGCAAAAUGGCCUAAUGCAAUUCUGACUUGUUUUUUUACCACAAAACUCAACAUCAACCCUUUCCAAGACACGGACAUUGGCUUUGCGUUACACCCCUACCAACCUAUGUGCAUUUGACUUUCAAGACCCUAGACACAGUACCCUUCAGCAGGGAGCAUCAGUUGGCCGUGGCCGAGAGCUGUCCAAGAGCUGUCCAAACCUCUAACGCACCUUUUACAGGGUAGACCCAUUAUUAAGACACAUGCAGAUAUUCAAAUACAUGUUUCUAACUUCUAAUAUUGAGGCCAACUGUCACUCUUUAUAAAGCUGCAACUGCAGCUAUGUUACAGUGGUUCUCCAUGGUCUGUGUAAUCCACCCUAAAUUUGAGAUAAAUUAAAAUACAAUUUUUUAAAAAAAUGUCUAAUAACUGGGAGGACUCAUUGUCCAUCUGCUGAGAAAGAUCCUAAAAGGAUCUCGUCACAGUGUCAAGUGCAAAGACUCCGCAAAUUAUCAGUCAUUGUAUUAAACCCAUUUUUUUCCAUUAGUACAAUUCAUUCAUAGUGUUGUUUGAGAGAUGACAGGGAGGCAGUGGUGUGCAGCCAGGAGGAGGCUAUGGUGUCAGGCUUUCAACACGUCCCAGUACCUAAACGACAGAAUACGUUUAUGCCAAUGACUCAUAGAACAACAUAUAUGACCGUUUUAUUUAAUGCUGUGAAACAUCUGCAUGGUCCAAAGCACGUGACCAAAACAUGAGUGACCAUUCUAUAUAAUGUAAGGAUUGCAGUUUUAAACACAUAGUUAAUGGUUUUAAAUGGAACACUGAAGUUAAGGUUAGUAAAAGAUCAGGGAUUAGGCCUUAAAAGAGUCACGUAUGUAAAAUGAGGACGUAGGACAUCUGACUAUUGGUUUCACAUGAGACACAAACCCCGGUCUACUGAGUGAAAGACCUUUCUUUGUUUGACCUGUCCACCACCCCAACCUUUCUCCUAAAACAGAGGUUGUCCCUCUUCUACCUCACCAAUUAUUACUGUUACUAAAGAUCACUGCAAAACAAUAAAUGUCAAUAUAGGUUGUUGUAAGCAGCUUGCACAGUCAACCUAUAUAGUCGUUUUCUGGGUGAGGACGCUCUGCAGGCAUUUCACCUCGCCUUCCAUUCUGUCCUGUCGUGGAAGACAGGACAGAAUGACAUGUCUUACAAUGUCUUACAAGUCGUUUUGAUUUGGGUAACAUGCUUAUUUCACAGAUAAGAAGAUAAGAAGAACAUUUUAUUUUUAAUUAUGGGUGUUUUACAGGCUUUUUCACUGUGAAAUAAAGCCACACUUUAGAGUGCGUCUUACUAUGCUCCAAGAGCAAGCAAGAGCUUGGAAGUACGAUGGCCUCUAUGGAAACCAAAACUUUGUUAGUUACUUGUGUUGAAUUUGGAACCGAUGAUCAACGGAUUCUAAACCAAAUUUUCCAAAAGUGGGAACUGGCUCUCAAUGCCCAGUCCUACUUACAAGCUAGUUCUUUUGAAGGAUAUUAAUCUCUUUGAGACAGAAAUCAAGUUUACUAACUAACUAACUAACUAACUAACUGACUAAUAGAGGAAAAGAGUCAGAUAUUCAGUACAACCAGCGUGGUGGCAGAGUGAUUUCAGUCUUACAGGUUUGGUCAGAUCCUCCAGGACUUGAGAUAGAUGUUGGUAGAUGUUGAAGGUUUUGUCUCUGGGUCUUGUAAUAUUGCAUAUGACAUUAAUAUGUACAGAGGUGGUGGACAAUGUUACACACGCACAUAGUAAACACACAAUCAUUGACUGUCAUGUGGACUCCAUACUCACACAGUCUGAACACAUCAGCACUCACAGGUAAUACUUUCAGGUCUUGUGGCUGUAUGAACACUGCAGGCUGUUGUAAUAUAGACACAGUGUCUCUCUCUCUUCCCUCUGGAGAAGAGCCCGCCAUGAUCACUGUUGAUCUUUCAUCUGCCUCUCCGUCUCCACACUACAUCAGUUCUGUAUUGAAGUUGGGAACUUCAUGUAAUGAUCAUCUGGUAUUUCCUUUCUCCACGGUGAACUAUUCACUAUGUUAGAAAUGGGGACUACUAUUAAAAAAGAAAAUUCAGCUUUUUUACAAACUUAGAUCUAUUGUCAUUGUUUUUGACACACAUUCUUUUUGGUUGGGAUUAUUUUGUACUUGCCAGUUGGGUCACAUGAAUUACACAGGGCACUGCAAGUAAGGCAGUUUUAAAUCAAGUUUUCUAAAACUCUUAAUUUAAGAUUUUUUUCAAAACUGUCUGGUGGCUGAUGUGGCUGCGUAUUUUACCAAUUCAGCUUUUGAUGACCAAAACUACAAAAUCUAAGUUGUAAAAAAACACAAUUUUCUUCUAACAUAGAAAGCCAUCAAGUGGAUUAUGAAGUGCUAAUACUGUGAAAGAUACUAUGUUACAGAGGAAAAAAAAUGCCUAAUGAUGAAAUUAAUUAUUGUUAAUUAAUUUUAACACUUUUUCUCCCUCUCUGUUUUAAUCCUCUUGUCCAUUCUCCUUCUUGGAUUUCAAGGUGAUUUGUAUUUUACAGGGUACAUUUACACUUAAGCAAUAUUUAGUGGAGAUGGUGAGCUUUAUGGAAGUGUUCAAAGAUUUAUCAUGUAUCAUAAGACCCUAUAAUUAAUAAGACGGAAAGAGACGGAAUCUGAUGUGCAGUAUUGUAAUAAUGAGGUCUCAUACUCUAGUUGUGCAAUUAAAACGUUGAAUUCAUCUUUCUAAUUUUAAGAUGUUUAAAAGAAUUGUUUUUAUUCAUUAGAUAAAUAGAUGCAUAGACAAGCCAUGUCAAGAUUCAGUUGCUUUAAUUCUAGUCUAACUGGUAUUAACACAGAUAUCAUCUUCUUCAGCUGUGUAGAAAUCCAUCAGACAGAUUCAGACACAAAGGGCUGUGAAUCUAGCCAUCAGAAGUAAUCUGAGUAAUCUGCUGCUUCAAUUCUGACCACCCUAGAUUAAUCAGUCUCCUGCGAGUCAUCCCAAAUUUUAUGAAACUGCAAUACUAAAUUGCUUGAGUACACCCUCAACUAAAGAAAACUACCAAAACCAAAACAAGAAGCGUUUAAAAAGCACACCAAACUUCCUAUGAAGUUUGGACUCCAGACGUGUUGUCCUAGUGAACACACCUGUUCCAGCAGCAGAUGGAAUUUGGUUGCAGAUGUUAUCAAUCAAGGAAUCUGCUGUUUGUUACUGCUGCCCUUUUAUUGACCAGAACUCUAAAGUGCUAUAAGGAGACUUUCCAAAUCCAUAUUUCAUAUUCAACAGCUGAACCACACCUGGUUUAACAGUGACAAAGGAAACAACGUUGGGGCCAAGAUUAUUUUUCGUAGAACCACUUCAUGUUGUCAUAAUGCCAUUUAUACUUCUAUUACUACUUAUGCCAACAUUUAUUGUGACAACCUCUUAUACAACUGCCAUUUAUUUCUCCAGAACAACACUGGAAAUCAAAAGUACGGUUCACAGACUAUUCUAUGAUGAUGAUGAUGAUGAUGAUGUGUUUUUGAUGAAAGUAUUCAGUAUUUAUUUUCUUCUUUUGUAAAGAUUAGUUGUGUAUGUGUGUGUAUGGGGAGGGGAUGUAAUUUUGUACAGGAUCUAAUUACCUCUGUGUUUAAAUGAUGAUGCCAGUGAGCCAUAAUUAAUGUGAAAUAUCCUUCUUAUCAAGAGGAAAGGGCCAUACAGAUGCUGAAAGAGUUUUUUUGUUUUUGUUUCACCGUUUACUGAAUCAUUUCUUUAGUAGCAAGCUUACUGUCUGCGUGUUUGGGAGGAACAGUAGAACAGUAACAACAUGACACGAAUGGGAACCGGGGAAAACAGGAAGACAUGCACACUGGGAAUCCACUUGGGAUGACUCACAUUAGGAUAGAGUUAGAUGGAGAAUGUCCACACUUUGAAGCUGUGGUGUCAAAAAUUACAAAUGUGAAACGCGAAAACAAAAAGGUAGAAUCUAUGGAAGAUCAGGAAUGCCAAUAUUGAAACUAAAAAUGUACCAAAUUAAAUGAUGAAUUUGUUUGCAUGUUGUAUGUGACUAAAUUAAAUAGAAAAUAAAGAACUAAAAAUUCACCUAAAAAUUAAAAAAAUAUAUAUCAUUGUACUCCAAAGGUAACACACAUUUUAGGAAAAUGAAAUAAAAUUUCAAAUGAAGUUUAUAUUUUAAAUUGGCAAAAAAAAAACUUUGCCACCAAAACCUGAAAAUAAAAUUGGAAACUAGUUUGCUUUAGGGUGCUUUCACACCUAUAGUUUGGUGCGUUUCUGGGGUGAAGUUGCAGCAAUGAGUAUGUUUACAUGCAAACCAAUAUUCCAUAUUUUUCAGUAUAUGACAAUAUUCAGAAUUUGAUACAAGUCAUGAAAACAGCCGCUUGGGUAUUCCAAAUAAGGCCUUUUUCCGAAUAUAGCAUUUUCCGAUUAAGACGUGGGAUAUUGUUGUAUUAUUCGGCAGUGAUGGCCAAAUGAAGCUUCAUGAACCAUUUUUCAUUUUUUCUGAGCUCACUAGAGGGGGCUCUCUCUUCAACAAAGGGUUGAAAACACACUGAAUUGCAAUUCCUUUAACCUUUUACUUUGAACAGAGAGCGCCAUCUAGUGGGCUCAGAAAAAAAGAGAAAAUGGUUUACAAAGCUUCAUUUGGCCAUCGUGAUUAUUCGGGUUUUAGAGGCAUUGUUUGGACAGCUUAUGAAUUCAGCUUCUCAAUCGGGGCUGUAUUAUGUGCAUGUAAACGUAGUCAUUGUUGCAUUUUUCAUCUGGGUCGGUUGGCGUUCACACUGCACUUUGUCAAGAGCUCAGAAACGAUGUAAACAAAAAAAUCAUACAGUCUAAGUUAAAAAUUCAAAUUGGCACUCUCCGACUUUCAUGGAAACCAACCUUGGAUCUAAUGCUGCUAAAAACCCAAGGAACUCCAACCAAUGGUGUGCUUGAGCUGGCUCCUCAGGAAAAGAUGAGAAAUGUAGUCUUUAAAAUCAGGGUCUCCCAGACAUGGUGGUCUGUUACUCAAACUGUGUGUGUGUGUGUGUGUGUGUGUGUGGUGUUGUGUGUGUGUGUGUGUGUGUGUGUGUGUGUGUGUGUGUGUGUGUGCGUGUGUGUGUGCGUGUGCGUGUGAGAGUUUAUGUGUUAUAAAGUUUGUAUGCAUUUCAUAUGUAUAUAUUACCAUUAUGGAGAUGACUUUGUGUGUGUGUGUGUGUGUGGUGUGAGGUCUCUAUAAAGUGCUUCCUGAGUCUCCUGUUUUCUAUGUCGGGCCUUUCCUCAGUACGGUCUAGUAGCCUCAUAGACUCAUUCUGUACAAUAACUCUCCACUCGUACCUGCGACAGAUCUCUUGUGUUUGUACAGAAAAUGGUCGAGGGUGUUCCAUGAUGCAUGCAGACACAAUAUUAGAACAUAUGAAUCUAGCUAUCUAAGUUGAAAACAUGUAUUUGGUUUAUUUAUGCUCUUAUUUAUUGAUUUCUUUUUUAAAACUCAGAUUCUGUUGAAGUGGUCUGUCAAACUCUUCUGAACUUGCGUUGUAUUGUAAAGAGAUGAUUAUAUGUCCAUAACUACUGAUGAACCCAUAAUAAAAAUUAACUAUCAACUCUU